Emericellopsis cladophorae is the source of this 3975-nucleotide messenger RNA. RefSeq names its product cullin-associated NEDD8-dissociated protein 1. Gene Ontology annotation, biological process: SCF complex assembly; protein ubiquitination. The record is from RefSeq and is a predicted model, not a curated record. The transcript has 5 exons. The coding region runs from base 1 to 3975 and encodes 1324 amino acids. NCBI's taxonomy places the organism in Eukaryota, Fungi, Ascomycota, Sordariomycetes, Hypocreales, Bionectriaceae. Gene Ontology annotation, cellular component: nucleus.
AUGGCCGCCCCUCAGCAGGCAUCGCCUCAAGCGGUGAUGAACCUCAUUGGAAAGCUCAACGAGACUGACCCCGAUUUGCGCUUCAUGUCACUCAAUGAUUUACUCCAACUCUUAAACAAUGCAAAAGCCGAUUUCCUUCAUCACGACUAUAACACAGCCGCCAGGGCGGUCGACAACGUCAUCAAGACCUUGGAUGACCAGAAUGGCGAAGUUCAGAAUCUCGCCAUCAAAUGCCUUGGUCCACUUGUGAAGAAAGUCCCAAGCUCGAUUAUCGCGCCCAUGAUCGACAAGUUGUCGCAGCUCAAGCUGAAGAACGCUGUUGACACGGCUGUUCCGUCUCUCGCGCUACGAACUGUUAUAACUGCCCUCCCGCGACCGACACCCGGUACCCCAAGCAAUAGUGAUGUGCAAGAAUCAUACAAGGCGAUCAGCAGGGUCUUGAUUCCCCGAUUAUUAGGCCCGGGUCCCAACACCAAGGUACCCCAAACACAACACGCCGCUCUACCACCAGUGCCAGAGGGCAUGCUCGAGGUGGAAGGCGAUGUCCGAGGCGAUGCUAUUGAUGUGAUGAUUGAAGUUGUGCGCUGCUUUGGACCUAUGCUCGAGCAGGUUGAGGUUGAAGCUAUGCAAGAGAUCACCAUAAACAUCCUGAGCAAUGAAAAAGGCACAUCGGUCGUCAAGAAGCGGGCUGUCGUCGCCGUAUCCAUGCUGGCGGUAUACCUGACAGAGCAGCAUCUUCAAGAGACGGUUGAAAGGAUUGCCCAAUCACUACGACAUCCUGUCGUUGCGCCAGUCGCGCGCAAGCUAUAUAUUUCCAUCUUGGGUAGCAUGGCCCGAUCUGUCCCAGUCCGCUUCGGGCGUCAUGUUGGAAGCACCGCACCUUUGGUGCUCGAAGCUCUUUCGGCUUCUGAACUCAAGAAACACAUGCAAAAAGUUAGCGAAGGUGAAGAUAUUGGUCUCGAGUUCAACGAGGUCCGCGAGGCGGCGCUGGUGACAAUUGAAGCUUUUCUAGCCUCCUGUCCACAGGACACAAAGCCUUUCACUGAUGAGCUCAUCGCCUCCUGUUUACGAUACCUCAAAUACGACCCGAAUUACGCAACGAACGAGGACGAUGAGAUGGAAGUCGACGAGGACGAGGACGAUAUGGACGAAGACGAAGACGAAGAUGAAGAUUUCGACGAGGACGAUACUUUCGAUGACGAUGACGACGACGCCAGCUGGAAGGUCCGCCGGUGCGCUGCAAAGGCUUUGUACACACUCAUCGCGACCCGGGGAAGCGGAGAACUUCUCGAGAACGGCGUUCUGUACAAACAAGCAGCCCCGCCGUUGGUCAAGCGUAUAGAUGAGCGCGAAGAAAAUGUGCGCCUUGAAGUCUUGUCGACUCUGUCCCUCCUGGUCCGGAGGACUGGAGAAGGCCUGCACGCAACCGACUUAGGCUCGGACGAACUCGAGCCAGAAGUCAGCACUCAGGUCCCCGUUAGCAGGAAGCGUAGGAGGCAAAGUAGUGUAGGCGGGAGUGCACAACCGCUUGAGGUCCCCGGCUCUCGGUCGCCUAUCCUUGACAAGAUUCCUCUAUCUGGCCCGCAGGCCGACCUUGCCAGCUUGGUGCCAUCAAUCAUCAAGGCUGCCACAAAGCAUCUCAAAGGCAAAGCUGUGCCUACAAAGCAGGCCAUUAUAAGACUACUCGACGAUACGGUAUCGGUCCAACGAGGCGGUCUCACAGACCACCUCAGCGCGGUAAUCGGGCCAGUAGUGGAAGCUGCCAAGGCAUCAGGCUCAGGAACCGUGGCAUCGGCAGCUGGCGGCACCAGCACGUCGGCUUCUGCGACUCCAAGCACUCUCAAAGUGGAGGCUUUGAGAUUGAUAAGCGACAUUGCCAAGACUCACUCGUCUGCCAGCCUCCAGGCAUAUCUGCCUGAAAUUGUUGCCGGUGUUCAAGUUGCAGUUCAGGACCGGUUCUACAAGAUCUCAAGCGAGGCCAUUCGCACAAUCGAGGAGCUCAUCAAGGCCACAACUCCGCCUCGGGCCAAAGGCACCCGUCAGAAUCACAAGACUGAAAUCAACGCCUUAUUCGAUAUUGUGAUGCAGCGAAGCUCGUCCAACGAUGCCGAUGCCGAAGUGCGGCAGCGUGCCCUCCACGCCCUUGGUGUCCUCGUAUCACGAACAUCUAACGUUGAAGGAGACAUGUUGCUCGCCACUGACAAGCGCAACAUGGCUCUUGCAGUUGUGCAAGAGAGGUUGAAGAACGAGACAAGUCGGCUUGCUGCUGUGCGCGCUGUUGAUCAAGUCGCUGCCACGGCGCAAGCUGGGCAGCUACAAGGAGCGUGGGUUCGGGAGGUCGCGCUUGAGCUCGCCGUACAGCUGCGAAAGUCGAAUCGCUCACUCCGAGGGUCAAGCAUCGUGGCCCUGAAGCACCUGAUUCUUUCCCCCGCCUCGCGCGGCAAUCUGGACGACGCGACUAUUCAGGGGGUAGUGGAUCAGCUAUUGCCUAGUAUCACCAACGGCGACACACACCUGCUUGGUCCUUCCCUUGUGAUUCUUGCUCAUCUUGUGCCUGAUCAUGCCGAGUUGGUUAUGACCCAAGAAAUGGUCGUUGCACUAAGCGCCCUCCUCAAGUCACCGUCUGCGAGCAUUGUCUGCGAUGCCAUCAUCGAGCUGGUGACCAGUGCGGGCAAAGCAGGUGCCGGUGCGUCACUCAUGCAAGCCCUCCUACGGGAUGUCAGCAUCAAGGGAGACACCGCUGUGGUUGGGAAGGUAAUUGGAUCGCUGCUCGUGGUGAGUGACGGUGCUCUUGCUGGCGUUACGGUUGAUAGCUUCGUGAAAGAGCUCAGCACCAGCCGAGAGAACAAAGACGAUUCUCGACUUAGCCUGGCUUUGGCUGUCCUUGCUCUUGCGCUGGGCAGAGCGGGCUCCGGCAACGUGGGGACCUACCUCCCUACCAUUCUGGAGACGAUGAACAAUGGGGGCAACAUGCAGUAUCUUCUAGUUCAAUCUCUGAAGGAGAUCUUGCUGUCAAUCACCGGCCUUUCCGCCGAUAUCCGCGGUUAUGCGAGCGGUAUCUGGGACAAGCUGCUGCAGGCCUCGGAACACGCUGACAACAAGAUCGUAUGCGCAGAGUGCGCAGGGCGCCUAGUGAUCCUGAGCCCUGCCGAAUUCGGACCGCGUCUUCAGACAUUGCUGUCAGAUGACUCGCUCGCCGUACGUGGCAUGGCUGUCCAGGCCAUUCGCUACACGCUUCCGGAGAGUGAGGAAGGAUUCGACGCCAUCUUGCGCAGUAGCCUGGUGGACAUGCUUCUCAUGGUCCUACAAGAUCAGGAUAUGGAGAUUCGCAGGCUAGGCAUGACCACGUUGAACUCGGCGACACACAACAAACCUGACCUUGUUUUGCCUCACCUCGGGCGCCUCGUCCCUUUUGUCCUCGAGGAAUCUGUCAUCAAACCCGCGCUCAUAAGGGAGGUCAAGCUGGGACCAUUCACACACACGGUUGAUGAUGGCCUGGAGGUUCGCAAGAGCGCAUAUGAGACUCUGUAUGCUCUUAUGGAGACUGCUUUCAGCCGCAUCAACCACAUUGACUUUUACGAUCGCAUCGUCGCUGGACUCAAGGAUGACAACGAUAUUCGACAGCUGUGCAACCUGAUGAUCACCAAACUAUCUGUCAUCGACCCCGAAGAAACAGCGCGCCGCUUAGAUUCGAUCGCAGAGGCUUAUCGGGCAGUGCUGUCGGUCAAACUGAAAGAGAACGCCGUCAAGCAGGAUAUCGAGAAGCAAGAGGAGGCCAACAAGAGCGUCUUGCGAGUGACUCUGCUCCUGGGAGACAAGAUGAAGGCCUUGACGGGCAACGCUGGAGCGGCGACAAGCAACGCUGGUGCUGCUGGGACAUGGCUAGCAUACUGGGAGUGGGUGAACAAGGACUACGAGAAGCAGCUCCGGGCUUUGCGUGAGGAGAAACGUGAGCUGCAGACGCGCAUGGUCUAA